GGCUGCUGGGGGUUCGGCCAUUUCGACUGGCUUGUCGUAGAGCCCGAAGAGCCCUAGUCAAUCAGUGUGUCCUUCCCACCCGUGACAGCGCCACCUCUCCAACUACGCCGCACAAUGAGUGAGACCGCGAUUUCCUUCGCCAAGGACUUCCUGGCCGGCGGUAUCGCUGCUGCUAUUUCCAAGACAGCCGUCGCUCCCAUCGAGAGAGUGAAGCUGCUCCUCCAGGUCCAACAUGCAAGCAAACAGAUCACAGCCGACAAACACUACAAGGGCAUCAUUGACUGCGUGGUCCGCAUUCCCAAGGAGCAAGGCUUCCUGUCCUUCUGGAGAGGAAACCUGGCCAAUGUCAUCAGGUACUUCCCCACGCAGGCCCUCAACUUUGCCUUCAAAGACAAGUACAAGAAGGUCUUCUUGGAUGGAGUUGACAAGCGCACCCAGUUCUGGAGAUACUUUGCCGGCAAUCUGGCCUCCGGUGGCGCUGCUGGUGCCACGUCUUUGUGCUUCGUGUACCCUCUCGACUUCGCCAGAACCCGUCUGGCGGCCGACGUCGGCAAGGGAGGUCACGAGAGAGAGUUCACCGGUCUCGGCAACUGCCUGGUGAAGAUCUUCAGGUCUGAUGGCCUGAAGGGCUUAUACCAGGGCUUCAAUGUCUCAGUCCAGGGCAUCAUCAUCUACAGAGCUGCUUACUUUGGCAUCUACGACACAGCUAAAGGCAUGCUACCAGAUCCCAAGAACACCCACAUUGUGAUUAGCUGGAUGAUUGCUCAGACUGUCACUGCUGUUGCUGGUUUAACAUCCUACCCCUUCGACACUGUCCGACGUCGCAUGAUGAUGCAGUCUGGCCGUAAAGGAGCGGACAUCAUGUACAGUGGCACAAUUGACUGCUGGAGGAAGAUUGCCCGUGAUGAGGGAACCAAAGCCUUCUUCAAGGGAGCUUGGUCUAAUGUUCUCAGAGGCAUGGGUGGUGCCUUUGUGCUCGUCCUGUAUGAUGAGCUGAAGAAGUUCAUCUAAACUAUUUUAGACACGUUUUGCGAAAUGGUAAAUGUAACAUAUCUUGUACAUUUGGAAGAACUGUCAAAUUCCGCCUUAUUUAUAGGGACCAACUAGUAUUCAGUACUAGUUGUACUGGGGAAUAAAUUGUGUGGUUUUUCGGUUUGUCCCCUUCUCUCCUUUCAUCGGUGUCAUUCCCAUAAUAAAGAAACCAAACUGAGGACUCGCUCUACCUGUCAUCCAGCCGGUCUGUUUUUAAUUAAUAAAUGCAACCUAUUGAACAAAUA
Scleropages formosus (Asian bonytongue) is the source of this 1277-nucleotide messenger RNA. RefSeq names its product ADP/ATP translocase 2. Gene Ontology annotation, biological process: mitochondrial ATP transmembrane transport; negative regulation of mitochondrial outer membrane permeabilization involved in apoptotic signaling pathway; mitochondrial ADP transmembrane transport. Gene Ontology annotation, cellular component: mitochondrial inner membrane. Gene Ontology annotation, molecular function: ATP:ADP antiporter activity. The transcript is spliced from 4 exons. NCBI's taxonomy places the organism in Eukaryota, Metazoa, Chordata, Actinopteri, Osteoglossiformes, Osteoglossidae. The coding region runs from base 115 to 1011 and encodes 298 amino acids. The record is from RefSeq and is a predicted model, not a curated record.